AUGCCUUCACUCACCCCUCUGGAUAGUCUACUAGGUGCCGCUUAUGUCGGGGUUAUCGUAUCGACUGUAAUAUAUGGCGUCACUUGUCUGCAAGUGUAUCUGUACUACACAGAGCAUUGCAGCAACGACGGACGCUUCGUGAAAGUCUUCGUUGCUGCUUUGAUGUUACUUGACACCCUCUAUGUCGUAUUAUUAGCGCAUUUUCUCUACCACUAUACCAUCACUAACUUCGGGGACUACGCGGCUCUCGUCCCUGAUAUGUGGAGUAUCUUGGUUGAAGUUGUGAUAGGGGAUUUAUUGAGCACCUUGGUCCAAUUCUUCUUUGCGUAUCGUGUUUACUGUCUCAGCAAGAAGCGCAUUGUGAUCCCGGCACUUGUGUGCCUCCUGAGCCUUGGACAAUUAUGUUCGUGA
This is a messenger RNA of Heterobasidion irregulare TC 32-1, 411 nucleotides long. RefSeq lists its product as uncharacterized. Bases 1 to 411 code for a protein of 136 amino acids. The record is from RefSeq and is a predicted model, not a curated record. The transcript has 10 exons. NCBI's taxonomy places the organism in Eukaryota, Fungi, Basidiomycota, Agaricomycetes, Russulales, Bondarzewiaceae.